AUGUCAUAAAUUUUACUUAGGCGGUACAACAGGCUGAAGAGGGACUGAAGGAACUGGACGCAGGAAUCACUGAAUUGAAAAGGCGUGGCGACAAGUUGCAGGUUGAGCAGGCUGCCGUGCAAGAACUCUCCAAACUCCGGGACAUGUAUGAUGAGCUAUUGAUGACCAUCAGCUCCCGAAGGAGCAACCUCAACCAAAACCUUGCACUGAAGAGUCAGUAUGAUAGAGCCCUGCAAGAUCUGGCCGACCUGCUGGAAACAGGACAGGAGAAGGUGGCAGGAGACCAGAAGAUCAUUGUGUCCUCACAAGAUGAAAUCCAGCAACUGCUGGACAAGCACAAGCCAAUAUUGCAGGAAUACUUUCAGGGCCUGGAGUCUCAUAUGAUUUUCACUGAAACACUCUUCAGAAAGACCAUCAGCUUUGCAGUUGGGAAGGAAACCCAGUUCCACAUAGAACUGAUGGCUCAGGCAUCCGCUGUGCUGAAGCAGGCUCACAAGAGAGGUGUGGAGCUGGAAUAUAUUCUAGAGACGUGGUCCCAUCUGGAUGAGGAUCUACAGGCGCUCAGCAGACAGCUGGAGGCGGUGGAAAACAGCAUCCUGAGUGUCGGCCUGGUGGAGGAGAGUGAGGACAGACUCAAGAAAAGGACAAGCCUCUACCAGCAUUUAAAAUCCAGCCUUAAUGAAUACCAGCCCAUAUUAUACCAAGUGUCAGACAAUGGAAAACGAUUUCUGAUGUCUGUCAGCUGUUCAGAUCUUGAAAGUCAGCUCAAUCAACUUGGAGAGCGCUGGCUCAAUAAUGCCAACAAAGUGUCCAAGGAACUCCACAGACUGGAGACCAUAUUGAAACACUGGACCAGGUAUCAAAGUGAGUCUUCAGAUCUGAGUCACUGGUUGCAGUCUGCGAAGGAAAGGCUCUCAUUCUGGACUCAGCAAUCUGUGACAGUCCCACAAGAACUCAAAAUGGUCCGUGAUCAUCUCAAUGCUUUCCUUGAGUUCUCUAAGGAAGUAGAUGCCAAAUCUUCCCUGAAAUCAUCAGUCAUGAGCACUGGAAAUCAACUUCUCAGGUUAAAGAAAGUGGACACAGCUGCCCUUCGUGCUGAGCUGUCCCGCAUGGACAGCCAGUGGACUAAACUACUGACGAAUAUUCCUGCCGUACAGGAGAAGCUCCACCAGCUCCAGAUGGACAAGCUGCCAUCCCGCCAUGCCAUUUCUGAGGUCAUGAGUUGGAUUUCACUAAUGGAAAGUGUUAUCAGGAAGGAUGAAGAGAACAUAAAAAAUGUAAUAGGUUAUGAGGCAGUUCAUGAAUACCUUCAGAAAUAUAAGGGUUUCAAGAUAGACCUGAACUGUAAACAGUUGACAGCAGAUUUUGUGAAUCAAUCUGUGCUACAAAUCAGCAGUCAGGAUGUAGAAAGCAAGCGCAGUGACAAGACUGACUUUGCUGAGCAGCUUGGAGCCAUGAAUAAAAGUUGGCAACUCCUGCAAGGCCAAGUGGCUGAGAAGAUCCAGCUGUUGGAAGGCUUGUUGGAGUCUUGGUCAGAAUAUGAAAAUAAUAUACAGUGUUUGAAAACUUGGCUUAACACACAGGAAAAGAAACUGAGACAACAGCAUGAAAUUGGUGAUCAAACUUCUGUCCAGAAUGCGUUAAAAGAUUGUCAGGUAACAUGUCCGGUUAUCUAACA
Messenger RNA from Nannospalax galili (Upper Galilee mountains blind mole rat), 1678 nucleotides. Its product is annotated as nesprin-1-like. NCBI's taxonomy places the organism in Eukaryota, Metazoa, Chordata, Mammalia, Rodentia, Spalacidae. Bases 144 to 1676 code for a protein of 510 amino acids. The transcript has 10 exons. The record is from RefSeq and is a predicted model, not a curated record. Gene Ontology annotation, molecular function: protein binding.